Messenger RNA from Racocetra persica, 192 nucleotides. The record is from the annotation of a GenBank genome assembly. Lineage: Eukaryota; Fungi; Glomeromycota; Glomeromycetes; Diversisporales; Gigasporaceae.
GAUAAUUUUAAUAAUGGCGAUUCAAGCCAAAAGUUAGUAGAUAGAAUCAUAAGUAAUGAGCUUGUAUCAAGCUUACACAAUGGUAAACAAUCAAAUCAAGCCUCUACCAACCCUGAUCACAACUCUGAAUCUGUUCCUAUCGCUCUAUCUCGCUCCCAAAGUAAUUCAAUAAUACUUUUGCAGGAUGAAUAG